AUGCCGUUGAGGCAGGAGGUUCUGGACGCCACGGAAGCCAAUUUGCAGUUGCGGUCGAUCUUUGAAAGGCUCGUGGACCUGGCCAUAGAGGCAAGGGCCGGCUCCACGGAAACGCGCGCGGAAGAAGGUCCAGCCAAAAAGCGCAAAUUAGAUGGGCCGGACUCAACGUCGGCGGGUCCGUCUCAGCCCGAUGCAGCUGAUGAGCUAUUGUAUAGAUUGGAAGACGUGUCGUUCACAAGCCCUCUUCGGAAGAAAUGCUCAAUGCACAUUCAUAGACAAUCUAUUCGCCUUUACUCGGCAACGAAUAGCGGACACGACAGCGUCCUUUUCCUGACUUCGGACAUAUGCUAUGCACUUUGCGUUCCGAGCCCAGCUAGGGCAAAACCGCAUUUCACAUUCUGCUUGAUGGUAUCCGGAAAAGAUCCCAUUGUAUUCGGCUUUGAUGUCGCCAAGGGUGUAACGAUCAACGGGCCCCAUGGGGGCAGUCCGGCAGACUUGGGCGGCGCCGACUGCAAAGCUAAUAUAUGGAAGACGCUGGAAACCUUGCCCUGCCCGACGUCAGAGCUGGCUGGGACCAAUGGGGAGCUUCCGGCACUGGAAUGUGCACAGAAUACAACCCGUGGACAUAUGUUCUUUCUUCCGACGGGGCUACUGUUUGGCUUCAAAAAGCCGAUUCGUUUCCUGCCAUUCAGAACCGUGACCGAUAUAGAGCUCAUAGCUGUUAGUCGGCACUUCUUUACUCUUGCCGUGUACCCGUCGGAUGUGAAGGCCGAGGCAUUUACGACAAGGAAGCCACCAACGGAUGGCAAGCUGGAGUUUGAGAUGUUCCCGCGGCAGCAGAUGAACCGCGUACAUGCAUAUGUUGAAUCGCAUCGGAGAAACUUUGCGAGACUGCGAGACGUAAAAGGCGAAGUGAUCGAGAAUGUCACGGUCCCUAUGGAUGACGAUGACGAGGCAGACGAGGAUUUCGAUCCUGGAGACGAACGGAAGGAGGUUGCCGAAGAGUUCGACAGUGAUCAUGAAACCGACAGCCAGCCGUCUGAACAGGAGCAAGAUGGCGGUGAUGAAAGUGAAUCCUCAGAGGACGACGAGAGCGACCGCUCAGGUGGACAUAACGACGCAAGUGAUAAAGAUUCUAUGCUGGAACCGAAACAAGAGCGUCUGUAUCCGCUGGCGACUGACGAACUUGAUGUGAAGGAAGAUGAGAUGGGUAUUGUUUCAGUCAAAUCGGAGUUUUCGGCGGGCACGAAAGCACGGACAGGAAUGGCAGAAAUUGCGGCGCAGGUUGAACGCGAGCGAUUACAGCGCCAGCAGCCCAUGCAGCGGGCCAUUCGAAAAUGA
Molecule: messenger RNA, 1341 nt
Organism: Fimicolochytrium jonesii
Lineage: Eukaryota; Fungi; Chytridiomycota; Chytridiomycetes; Spizellomycetales; Powellomycetaceae
Exons: 4
Coding region: 1-1341 (446 amino acids)
Molecular function (GO): histone binding; nucleosome binding
Source: RefSeq, a predicted model, not a curated record